UUACCUGUCGGUGGCAUCUCUAUAAUUGUUAUUAUUUAUUUUAUUUACUUGUGUGGGUGCGCGGUGUGUUGAAUUAAUAUAUUCAAAUUACAUGGAAUCGUAGUUGAUGUGAAAAGCUGUCCCGAAAGCUCGGCGCAGAUAGCUUAAACCUGUUAUCAGGCAGCGAACGUUUUGAUUGCGACUCGUGAGCGUUGUUACUUGUUUUCGACCAGUGCUACGCUCAUUUUCGUUCCAUCAGUGGCGCACUAAAGUUCCCCGAUCCGCUGCGCUGCCAUUCUACACAAUCACAUAUAUGUAUCAAAUAGCUGGAAUACAUACAUAUAUGCUUAUGUAUAUCUUGUGAUUUCGCUGUGUAAACAACACUCGCGAAUCCAGAAUUCCUCGUAUACACAGAUAAAUCUAUAUAGUAUAGUUGAACAAAAAAUCACACGGAGUGGUGCGCCUGAAAAACCCGUGAGUCAUCGCGACGUGGCCGCAGCAGAUAAUUUCCCGUCCGUCGAGACAUCGGGGAAGUACCUAAAACGAAUGGUCAGGCUAAGGCAAUCGAAGCAGCUCGUUUCGAUCAUUAGUGUUUCGAUCGGCGAAGGCAGCGGUUCAGUUUGCGAAUUGUUAAGACGCAAUUAAUCGGAAAUAUUGACGGAAUAAUAAUAAUACGGAAUACAUGAACAUGAAUCAGUACUACGACCUGGACAAGGGGAAAAAUGUGCUGUUUCUGAACGAUGCAUCCAGCACUAGUGGCUAUAGUAGCGGCAAUUCCCCAAAUUCUACCACUCAAUCCUUGUCGCCCGCCCACUCUCCCGAAACGAUGGCCCUACAAACGGAUUUCGCCAAUCUCAACUUGCCAGCCGGCAACUCACCACAGCAACCGCCACUCGCGAGUUCACCAUACCAACAUCAGCUGUUAAACAACGGUGGAAUCUGCCAAUUAGAUGCAAGUAAUUUGAUAAAUUCCGCUGGAGUUGCAAACGCAACGAGUUUUGGAAACAUGUACAUGGAUCAUCAGUACUAUGGGCCCCCGCCCGCUGCAGUGCCUGCUGGCCAGCACUUUGGUUACAAUCAAAAUGGAAUCGCCUUCGAAGGCGAUAACAAACACGUGCCGCAGCUGAGAAUUGUGGAGCAACCAGUGGAAAAGUUUCGGUUUCGUUACAAAAGCGAGAUGCAUGGAACACAUGGAUCGCUUAAUGGCGCCAAUUCGAAAAGGACGCCCAAAACCUUCCCGGAAGUCACAUUGUACAAUUACGACGGACCAGCUGUGAUCCGCUGUAGUUUGUUUCAAACAAAUCUGGACAGCCCCCAUUCCCAUCAGUUGGUUGUGCGAAAGGAUGAGCGAGAUGUGUGCGAUCCGCACGAUCUGUACGUGUCCAAGGAUCGCGGCUAUGUGGCCCAGUUUAUUAACAUGGGUAUCAUACAUACCGCCAAAAAGUAUAUUUUCGAGGAGCUCUGCAAGAAAAAAGAGGAUCGCCUGGUCUUCCAGAUGAACCGUCGCGAGUUGUCCAACAAGCAGUUGCAGGAACUUCAUCAGGAGACGGAGCGGGAGGCCAAGGACAUGAACCUGAACCAGGUGCGACUCUGCUUCGAGGCUUUUAAGAUCGAGGAUAAUGGCACAUGGGUGCCACUUGCACCGCCCGUAUACAGUAAUGCGAUCAAUAACCGCAAGUCUGCCCAAACCGGAGAGCUACGAAUUGUCCGUCUGAGCAAGCCAACAGGCGGAGUGAUGGGCAACGAUGAGCUAAUACUCCUGGUGGAGAAAGUCAGCAAGAAAAACAUCAAGGUUCGAUUCUUCGAAGAAGAUGAGGAUGGUGAAACUGUGUGGGAAGCAUAUGCCAAGUUCCGGGAAUCUGAUGUUCAUCACCAAUAUGCCAUUGUGUGUCAGACGCCUGCGUACAAGGAUAAGGACGUAGACCGUGAGGUGAACGUGUCAAUUGAGUUGAUUCGUCCCUCCGACGAUGAGCGAUCUUUUCCGCCUCUACCAUUCCGUUACAAGCCACGGGACGCUAUUGUGUCCAGGAAACGCCGACGUACCUGUUCCUCGGCCAACAGCAGCAGUUCGGGCAAUGCCAGCUCUAAUAAUUCCCUUGAUCUGCCCAAAACUCUGGGUAUGGCGCAGCCACCAAAUGGUUUGCCAAACUUUUCGCAACAUGAUCAGACAAUAAGUCAGGAGUUCGGGCGGGAAAUGCAUCUGGAUGAUUUGAUUAAUUCCGAAAAUUUCCGCAAACUUAUCGAAGAAAACUCUAACGAUCUGGAAAAGUUCUGUCAGGUAGAUAUGGGCGAAUUGCAAAACGAUGGUCAUGGGCGAUCGGAGGUGCUAUCAAGCCGAAAUCUCACUAGCAAAUACUUGAAUGCUAUAUUCAAGAUUUUCGAUCUACAUCGCCGAAAGCCUGUGGAAAAUAUGCGCCGCCAAGUGGAGGAGUUGUUUACAGAGCAUGCUCUAAAGAAUGAAAAUAAUGACACGCUUCUGCACGAGGUGAUUAGCUAUAAAAAGGACAACCUGAAGUUGGCCAUAAAGACAAUACAGGUGAUGAACUACUUCAAGCUGGGAGAGCUGGCCAACAGUGCAUUGAACGCAGAUGGAGACAGUGCGCUUCAUGUGUCCUGCCAACAGGAUCGACCACACUAUAUUCGCCCAUUGGUAAGCCUGGGUUGCAGCCCCAAUCAGCAGAAUCACGCGGGGGAUACCCCAUUACACUUGGCCGUCAGGGAGGAGAGAUUGAAUUGCGUGGAGAGCUUCCUAAAGGAAAUGUCCAACGUUCGACUAGAUCUCUCGCUGAAAAACGACGAUGGCCUAACACCUUUGCACAUGGCCAUUCGGCAAAACAAGUACGAUGUGGCCAAGAAACUAAUCAGCCAUGAUAGGAGCUCGAUUAACGUUGCUAAUACAAUGGAUGGUAAUAAUGCACUCCACAUGGCAGUUCUGGAGCAAAGUGUGGAGCUGCUGGUGCUUAUAUUGGAUGCCCAGAAUCAAAACCUCACCGACAUUUUACAGGCUCGCAACGCAGCCGGCUAUACCCCACUCGAAUUGGCCAGACACAAGGCCAACGAACGGGUGGUGCAGCUGCUGGAAAAGGUAUACUCGGAAAAGGGGGAACUGGCCAUGACCUGGAUUCCACGAAAGGUCAAAGAGGAGAUCGAUUCAUCUUCGGACGAAAGCAGUGAUGCUGGACAACUUGAAAUCAAGUCCGAGGAGAUGGAUAUCAAAACAGAGGACGAUGAUUCCGUGGAGUUGGAUUUAAGCAAUGGACGACGAAGACGUGAAGAAGAAGCCAGUAGGGACAUCGAAAUGCAGCCGGGCACCCAGAAAGAACUGCAGCUACUUCUCAAGAACAAACCCAUCUAUGACCAGCUCUGUUCCCUGUUGAACGAACCCUUAGGACAUGGGCCCGAUCCAAAGGUGCCGAAAUGGAAGCAGCUGGCCCGUCAAACGCAUCUGGAUCAGUUUGCCUUUAUGUGGCUGGAAGCCGAUGGCCUGUUGGACUACAUUAAGGAAAAUAACUCCAGUGUGGAGUUUUCAGCAUUCAGUCGCGCCCUGCAGACAAUUGAUCACCAGGCGUACGCCCUAGUGAAUCGGAAUUUACAUUAGACCUUAGGUUACUCCUCCCCACAUCUUUACUUCCUCAUAGCCCUAUCAAAAAAAGAUAAUGCUUAAUUUUGUAUUGAACAUGUUGAUUAAUAAAGUACCUUAGUUGUAUAUUUACUUACCUAUAAAA
Molecule: messenger RNA, 3704 nt
Organism: Drosophila eugracilis
Lineage: Eukaryota; Metazoa; Arthropoda; Insecta; Diptera; Drosophilidae
Gene: Rel
Product: nuclear factor NF-kappa-B p110 subunit
Exons: 2
Coding region: 662-3577 (971 amino acids)
Biological process (GO): regulation of DNA-templated transcription; response to cytokine; non-canonical NF-kappaB signal transduction
Cellular component (GO): cytoplasm
Molecular function (GO): DNA-binding transcription factor activity; protein binding; DNA binding
Source: RefSeq, a predicted model, not a curated record